Molecule: messenger RNA, 1170 nt
Organism: Trichomonas vaginalis G3
Lineage: Eukaryota; Parabasalia; Trichomonadida; Trichomonadidae
Product: nitrile biosynthetic process
Exons: 1
Coding region: 1-1170 (389 amino acids)
Molecular function (GO): protein binding
Source: RefSeq, a predicted model, not a curated record
AUGGGUUCAGCUCCAAGUAAUCACAUUCAAUUCGAUCCAUACUUACCUCUACAAAGUCCUAGAUUAAGGCUCCAGCAAAGUGAUUUCCAUGAUCCUCACGCAAAACAGCAAACCUACAAUAGAUCUAAAACUAAAAUCAUACACUGUGGUUUUCACGGCAUAUGGAGUCAAUAUGUUCCUAACUGUGUAUGCCCUGCGCCAAGAUCAGGUCAUUUUUCGUGUUAUUCUGAUGAUAUGCACACUUUAUUCAUUGGCUACGGUACAUCAUACAAAAAAGAAUUAUUAAAUGAUGUAUGGGCUCUAGAUUGCGUUCAAAAGAAAUGGACGCAAUUAAAUCUUUCUGGCGAAAUUGUAUCACCUCGUACAGGAGCCUGUGCAUUUUAUAAUGAUAACAAGAUAAUUGUUUUCGGAGGCGUUGCAGACUCUGUUUAUUACUCCGAACUUCAUUCAAUCGAUCUUGAAACCGGAUUCGUCUACCACAUUCAAACAACAGGUCUCGAACCGAGCCCAAGAAUGACACCAAUUUUCUUUAUGCACGAUUCUAAGAUCUUUGUCUGGGGAGGAUAUAAUGAUCAGUGGCCGAAUGAACUGAAUGUACUUGAUCUUAAAACAAUGCAUUGGGAGCAAAUUCAACAAACAAUCACAGGACGAACAGCCGUUCCAUUCAUCAAAUAUAACAAUCGAAUUUACUCUUUCGGAUGUUGUAAAAAUAGCAAUUUACUUGUAAUCGAUCCAGACAAAUAUACAAUUACAGAAAUUCCAACAUACGGAUCACAACCUUCGUUUUCAACCAUUGGAGCCGGAAUGACCUUGGUUGAUCACUUUGCCUUAUUUUUCGGCGGAAAAGCAGCAUCAGAAUAUGCGCUUCUUUAUGCCUGCGACUUAGAGAAAGCUACUUGGUUUGUAUUUUAUGUUGUUCCUGAUAAUGAAUCGGUUACUCAAUCAGAUGGAAUGAUAUCUGAACUCGGCAUGUUUUUGAUACCCAGAAAAGCUAAUUACUCACUCGUUUACGAACCGCUAACCCAAGAAAUUAUAUUUACAUUAGGUUUGCCAGAAUUGGCUCCACCCCCUCUUUCAAUUAUCAAUAUUUCGAAUGCACUUGCACAUUUACAUCAUAGAGAUGAUAUGUGUAGCAUACUUCAAUUCAAGAACAAUCGAAAUUCCAUGUAA